GCUGCGAUCUGUUUCUGUUUUUAGAGGAGAUUUACCUCGAAACUAAUCUGACAGGUUAUUUCUCCCAACCUUUGACCGGUUUUAUUUCAUACCUGAGGUUUCAUCACUCCCCAAAAGAGUCCUUGCUAUGUCGCCGUCUAGAUGAGCAUGUUUAACGACUGAAGAACAAUAGGAAGUGCGAAAGACUCGUGGGAGUUGCUCUCUGUAUGUAAAGUUUUCUCUUGAAAAUUUAACUGCUUUAUGAAGGUGUUAUAAUCGUAAAGGUUAUAAUAAAAGAAAAAGGUGGGAGAUGAGAUGCCAUCUAAAAACAUCCAUUCGCUUAGCGGCUGGUCUUUUCAUUUGUGCCAGCAUCUACUUCUACAUACGGACACAGUCAGGAAACUUAAAGACCCAGUCAGUGACCUGGAUCUGGGAUAAAGAGACUUGGCCUGAAAAGAUUGAGGGCUAUUACCUGCGUUUCAACACCUCCAUUAAAGUUCUGGCAGGAAACCUUCAGCAGCCCAAGAAGUAUCUAACUCUGGGGCUUGCAUCUGUGAGGAGGAAAAAGGACAAUUAUCUACAAAGCACCCUUCAGUCAAUCUUCUCUCAAUCCUCUGAGGAAGAACUGGCUGAAAUGGUUGUAGUUGUCCUCCUUGCGGACUUUGACCUGAACUGGGUCCAGCAGACCGUUCAGAUGAUUAAGGAAAAUUUCUUCAAUCAGCUGUCCCAGGGUCGGUUGCUGGUCAUCCAUGCCAACCAAGAGAGCUAUCCUCCGCUUACAGGCCUAAAGAGGAACUUCAAUGAUGCUCCUGACCGUGUGACCUUCCGUUCGAAGCAGAACGUGGACUACGCCUUUUUGAUCCAUUUCAGCAGUAACCUCUCCCAGUACUAUAUCAUGUUGGAAGACGACGUGGCCUGUGCCAAGAACUUCCUCUCGAAAUUACGUGAGCACGUUCGCUCGAUGAGGUCCUCAAAGUGGGUCACCCUGGAAUUUUCCAAACUGGGCUACAUAGGGAAACUGUACAAAUCCAGUGACCUGCCCACUUUGGCUCGGUUUUUGUAUAACUUCUACCAGGAGAUGCCCUGUGACUUCCUGCUGACGCAUUUCCGCACUUUGUUGAUGCAGGAUAAAACGAUUCGGUUUCGCCCAUCGCUGUUUCAGCAUGUGGGCACUUACUCGUCUUUUCAAGGCACGUUCAAUCGCCUAAAGGACGAGGACUUUGUCGAAGAGCUCGGCGAUAACCCUCCGGCACACAUUAGUACGAACAUCGAGUAUUUCUCGACCAACACGCCCGACAAGGCGUAUAACCAAGAUUCGGACUAUUUCUGGGGCAUGUCCCCUAUUGGCCCAGAAAGCUACUUCACUGUGACCUUUCACAAACCUAUGAUGAUCUCUCGCGUGCGGAUACAAACUGGACUGGAUGGAAAAGAUGAGCUGACCUCUGCUUCAGUGGAGCUUGGGAGAACUCUGGUGGAGAAAGAGACUACGUGGGAAUGCUCAGGGUUUGAAACACUUGGUUCUCUGAAACAAGGACAGUUUGAUAUGUCAGGUAUUGAAAAACUUGGGAACGCAUCCGUUUCGUGUGUACGAAUCCAAGUCACAGCCGAACAAUCAAACUGGGUCAUUAUAAACUACUUUCAGGUCUGGACAUUUAAGAUUGACUGAACUUAUAAAGCCGAUAAAAAUACUGCAACAUAAAAAUCUUUUUGAUUGCACAAAUGAAUGCCUCACCAUAGCGGACCAAAAUGUACAUCUCUUGGUAAUCUGUGUGCAAGUAUGCAAAGAUUAUACUUUAAUGACACAGCUGAUGGUCCACCAUUCUGAGAAAAGUCAAACUGUGACCAUUUUCUGUGUAUGAUCAUUUUGAUGCAUUUGACAGUCAACUUUAUCCAAAGCUACUUCAAGGUAUCCAGGUCAUUGGUUACUGUGUUAUGUGUUAACCAAACCAACAACCUUUAUCUACCAAACAAAGAAUACUUUUUUUAUCAUUUUUUAAAAACAUGUUUAUACAAAACCUUUGAGAAUGAAAACGGAUUUAUAAGCACAAUGUAACUUAUAUAUUUUUGAUAUGCCAUAAAUAGCUUUAUAGCUCAGUGGUAGAGCCUUGCAUCGUGGGUAGAGCAAAAGGUUGCGGGUUCAGACUCAGGAAACACACAUACUGGUAAAAAUGUGUAGGUUUGCUUUAUAAUGCACAGUAAGUAGCUUUGGAUAAAAGUUUCUUCUAAAUGCAUAAAUGUAAAUGUAUGCUAGUCAUACCUGUCAACACUCCUGUUUUUCCUGGGAAUCUCUCAUGUUUCACUGUAAUCUCUCGCCCUUCCUGUUUUCACGAGAAACCCACAGCUAAAUCGGCAAUGCCUGCGGCUUUUCAAAGUGUGUCACAUUGACAACGUUUACACACACCCUCAUAAUGUGAUUAUUAUGGGAUUUGGCCUAUAUUGUCAUUAUGCUUUACCUCUUGUAAACACAAUACUUCAAUAAAAGUAAUGGGAUUAAGCUCAUAAUUGCAGCAAACAUAAUCGUAUUAAAAGAGGUGGCAUAAGCAAUUUUUAAUCGCAGUAUGCGGCCAUUUAAACAUUUUAAAUGCCUUUAAACCGCACUAAAUGAAGCGUGCGCACAAAGUUUUUUUUUUUAACUUUGUCAACAUGACUCAGUCUGCCUUCAUCCUAGGGAUGGGACGGUCUGAAAAUUUCAUCUCAUGAUUAUAGUGACCAAGUUAUCAUGGUUAUCAAUAUUAUCAUGGUUUUGUUAAAAUGAGAUGGAAAUGUUCAAAAAAAUUUUUUUUCAAAAGUUUCAUUUUUGAAAAUCACAAUUUAAAGGUGACAUAGAAUGAUUGAACGGGGUAUUUAUCCUUGUUCUGUGAUGUGACAUGUAGACAAUUUUUUUUUUUUUGGGUCUGUAAUGCCUUAGAAGCUUCCUAAAAACCUCUCUCAGAUAGCUCUAUAGGGUGGAGGAUUUUAAACAAGUGGUUUUGCACCUAUUUGGCCCCCCCUACUACUGGCUUAACUUGCAAUCUCAUUACUGAUUGGCUGACUUUGCUGCAACUCAAAAAAUGUAGCCAAUUGUUUUAAAGUGGAGGGGGAGUUAGAUGCCUGUGAUGUCAUAAGCAUCAGUUUUUCAGAUUGGGCCGUUUUCUGGCUGACAUUUCUAAAAGAGGAAUUUCUAUGAGACUGAGAUGUUUAGCAUGUUUAGCACUUUUUGUAUGUUUGUGAAUGCAGGUAGACUACCAUUAUUCAACAAAGACAAGGUCAAAAUGGUUUUUCAUUCUCUGUCCCCUUUAAUAUUUCAUAUCCCUGAAAUUAUUUCUGUGGUAAAAAAGAAAUAAAUCUGUCUAAUAAGUUUACAGUGAAUGAAUCCAAUACAUUAUCCCUUAAAAGCCUUCUUGUGCA
Molecule: messenger RNA, 3366 nt
Organism: Paramisgurnus dabryanus
Lineage: Eukaryota; Metazoa; Chordata; Actinopteri; Cypriniformes; Cobitidae
Product: alpha-1,3-mannosyl-glycoprotein 4-beta-N-acetylglucosaminyltransferase C
Biological process (GO): protein N-linked glycosylation
Molecular function (GO): acetylglucosaminyltransferase activity
Source: RefSeq, a predicted model, not a curated record